This is a messenger RNA of Scomber japonicus (chub mackerel), 1407 nucleotides long. Its product is annotated as zinc finger protein GLIS2-like. The record is from RefSeq and is a predicted model, not a curated record. The coding region runs from base 1 to 1266 and encodes 421 amino acids. Gene Ontology annotation, cellular component: nucleus. Gene Ontology annotation, biological process: smoothened signaling pathway; regulation of transcription by RNA polymerase II. NCBI's taxonomy places the organism in Eukaryota, Metazoa, Chordata, Actinopteri, Scombriformes, Scombridae. The transcript has 5 exons. Gene Ontology annotation, molecular function: DNA-binding transcription factor activity, RNA polymerase II-specific; RNA polymerase II cis-regulatory region sequence-specific DNA binding.
AUGGACCUCAGCCUGUCCCCCUCCUCCCGCCACACCUCGUCCCUGUCCCCGUCCCCUUCCUCACCCUCCUCGCCAUCCCCUUCCUCACCCCUGGAGUCCCCCCACAGCAGCAGCAGCCCUCAACCACAUCUCUUCUCACGGGAACCAGCUCGUCAUCGAGGGGUAGAAGGCGGAGCUUCACCUCAGGGUUAUCCGUUUUACCUGCCAAUUGCAAGCCCACCUAAGGGGUACAGCUUUCCCUCCUCCAUGUUCAUUGGUCAGAACAGAGAGAAGCAAGUUUCACCAGAGCCCUCAUUGGAUGGCCAGCUGGCCUGCCGUUGGAUGAAGUGCCACCUGCUGUUUGACUCGCUUCAGGACUUGGUGGAUCACAUCAACGACUUCCACGUCAAGCCUGAAAAGGAUUCUGGUUAUUGCUGUCAGUGGGAGGGCUGUGCUCGAAAUGGGAGAGGCUUCAAUGCCAGGUAUAAAAUGUUGAUUCACAUCCGCACGCACACCAACGAGAAGCCGCACCAUUGUCCCACCUGCAACAAGAGUUUCUCACGUCUGGAGAACCUGAAGAUACACACCCGCUCACACACAGGAGAAAAACCCUACAUCUGCCCCUAUGAGGGCUGCAAUAAGCGUUACUCCAACUCUAGUGACCGCUUCAAGCACACUCGCACUCACUAUGUGGACAAGCCAUACUACUGCAAGAUGGCAGGCUGUCUGAAGCGCUACACAGAUCCCAGCUCGCUACGCAAGCACAUCAAGGCCCAUGGGCACUUUGUGGCCCAGGAACAAAGCGCCCCAAGCAGGAUGGGGACUGGUUUGGGUCUCCCCGGCCACCAGAGCGCUACUGAAAUGCCCUCUGUGGGCAGGGCUCACAUCAUCAUCCCUGGGGCUGCUGCAGCUCUGCUUGGGGGUCUGGGGACCACUUAUCCUCUGUCAGCUUUCUGCCAUGCCAGAGCUCUCGGCCACCAUGGGGCACCACUGUUUUCCAUGGGUGGAGCAGGGGGUGGCAUAGGGCCGCUUGGCCUCUCUGACUCACCACUUUUACACUUUGGACUUUCAGCUGCAUCGAUGUUGGGGCUGGGAGCUCUGGGAAGUCUGGGGCGGAUGGCAGGCAAGGAGGUGGAAGGCGAGGAUGAAGAGGAGGAAGGAGAGGGGGAGCUGGAGGGGGAGGUGCUGAAUCUGUCUGCAGGAGUGGGGCCCAGACAAAGUGACCCCUUGUCAUGGGUGGUUGUUCCCCCAAGGGCGCUCCUCCUCAAACCAGCUGUUGUCAGCUAAGAUGUGCACUCAGCGAUGUAUAGAUCCAGGGAGUGUGUGUUUGUGUUUUUCUGUGUCUGUGUGGAGUGUGGAUUGUGUGUGUGUGUGUGUCUGAGAUCAAAGGUCGCUGUCACCUGUAGAGCCAUAAAUGCACUUCAGUCA